Colletotrichum abscissum is the source of this 318-nucleotide messenger RNA. RefSeq lists its product as uncharacterized. The record is from RefSeq and is a predicted model, not a curated record. The coding region runs from base 1 to 318 and encodes 105 amino acids. NCBI's taxonomy places the organism in Eukaryota, Fungi, Ascomycota, Sordariomycetes, Glomerellales, Glomerellaceae. The transcript is spliced from 2 exons.
AUGGCGAAGCUGGCCGCCGUUGCUCUUGGAAAAAACCUUGCAAGUCGUAACGAGUUGCCUUCAUGGUUUCGCGGUCUUGUCACAUCAUCAUCUGACACUAUCCAGUACUGGGCGCAUCAACCAUGCCGUUAUUGUAUCGAACGCUAUUCGAGCUCCAGCGACCAGGAAGCUCCUGGGCCAUUCUUUUUUUGCGAAGGUCUACGUCCAGUUGAUAUUGGGAGUACACUGGCAGUGUUUUGCGAGGGUGUAAACGCAGUUGAUUCCCGCCAAGUCAAGCCUGUGGGCCCCCUCACUGGCUAUUGCAGAUCGAGCCCGUGA